UCAUGCUGCUGCCAGGUCCACAGUGUCUCAUGGGUCCCUAUAACGGCCUCCCAUUGCUGCUGUCUCCAUCGCCACACUCUGCCAUGUGCCACUUUCAGGUCUCCUCACACUGCUGGUUGGGUUCCAUUUUGUCAUAGGGUGCUGGCAGAUUAUGGGCCUCCCAUUGCUGCUGCCAGGCCUUAAUCUGCCAUGGGCCCCUGUACCGCCUCCUCAUGCUGCUGCCAGGUCCACAGUGUCUCAUGGGUCCCUGUACCGCCUCCCAUUGCUGCUGUCUCCAUCGCCACACUCUGCCAUGUGCCACUUUCAGGUCUCCUCACACUGCUGGUGUGUUCCAUUUUUUGUC
Staurois parvus is the source of this 343-nucleotide messenger RNA. The record is from the annotation of a GenBank genome assembly. Lineage: Eukaryota; Metazoa; Chordata; Amphibia; Anura; Ranidae.